AAAUGUCUGAAUGUGAAUGUCUGCUGCAUGUAUCGAUUGUACAUGUUGGAUUAUUUUGAGAUCUUUAUUGAUAGGAUUUUCAUAUAGUUUUACUCAUUAGAUAUAAAUAUUGAUAAUGCAUCAAUAACAUGAGUAUGGCAAUGUUGGAAACCAAUGAUAUUCCCGAUCUCGAUAUUUUAAUAAACGCAGCAGAAAAUGGAGAUUCUUCAGAAGGAAGCUGUCCGGAUAAAGUAGCUUUUGAUCCUGAUGAAUAUGCUGGUGUGGUACAAUGGUAUAAUCAACAAACACAAAAUUUACAGGAACACUACGAUACCCAUCUCGAGUAUCAAAAGCAAAAAUUAGCUGAAGAAAAUGAAGCUGGAUUAUUAGAAGCGUUACAACAAUCUCUUGACAAUUUUGAAUCUGAUCACAUGUCAGAUUUUGCUUGUCUUUCUUCAUCAUUAGACAAUCCAUACUCAACAUGCACUUUCUCUAACUCAAGUCCUACUAAAACAUAUACAAGUCCCAAUUCAUCAUCAGACUUCAACAAUCUUUUGGGUCAGCCAUCAAUGCUCAAGAAACUACUCUUGAGUCCUUCAAAUGAAAAUUAUCCAAAGGAAAUAGAUUCACCGAAUUCAUCAGAUGCCUCUUCCAGCAAGUCCAAGAUAUCGAGUCCUUCGCAAAGUUCAUCAUCAAGUCGUGAAGAUGACUUUCGUCCCAAGAUUCCUAGAAAAAAGAAACCUUUCGCUGAAUUAUUAAAGCAUAUGGAGGCAAUAGAAACUGAUGCUAAAGAUGAGAUAAAUGUGGUUGAUCCUCCAGUAGUUCAAAAACCAAAACCUAUACAAACAACAAGAUUAUUGAACACUAAGCAGUACAUGAGAAAAUAUGGAUCAGCACCAAACAGCAGGGAAAGAACACCACCCUCAGAAAAGGUGACUGCAAAACAGCCAAAGAGAGCUAGGAUAAUCCUUCAUCCUGUGUCAAAAUCCAUUAAUUCAAGUGGAUCGCAGAAUACAAAAAGUAGUGAAAUAUCACUAAAACCAAAAUUACCAGAAUCUGUGAAUUUAAAACAGCAGUUAAUCAGCAAUAUUGCAUCGCCAAUAUCAUCUGCAAGUGAUUCCUCAGUGUCAAUUAAAAGCAGCAAGAGAGGAGCGAAUAGUGAAAUUGAUUUACUGAAAGUAAAGAGAUCUCGAAUUGAAGCUGUGAAUGAUGAAAAUGGCCAAAGAAAGUCGGAAUCUAAAUCUGUGGAUCACGAUUACUGUAAUGGUCAAGACGCAGCUAACAAUUUUAUUACAACAAAUUCUGGAACGAUUGGCGGAUCAGAAAGUAAAGAUUCUGAAGGAAGUUUCACUCAACCUGAGAAUCCGCCAGCUUCUCAGUCAAAACUAGCAUCACAGAAAGUUCUUAAGUGGGAAGAUUAUCUUCAACAAGUUCGAGCGGGAACAAGAAGUGCUCCUAACAGCCCAACAUGCUCACCAAAGGUUUUAAGGGGUGCAGCUCGAACGCCAAACAAUUUUAUGGUUGUUUCGAUCCCUGCAUCUUCGACUCCACAACCAAAAAUGAUUUUGACAUCAUCCGCGGAAAAUAGAGUACAACAUCGCUCACAGAAAGUUGUGCAUGAAAAUGUUCCAGUUCCCUUACCUGAACCUUUACGUAAAACUGUCAUCAAGAACCAGUGUGGUUUACUUGAAUUUGACGAAUACAUUUCGGUGCUAAAGAACACUUUAAAUACGCCAUCAUCCAUAUCUGAUACCUUGGGCGAUAAUGUAUCAAGUAUUGUAACAGGCACUGAUGCUUUCUUAUCCAGUGAUCCAUCCACUGUGAAUGCUUCACGUAUGAAGAAUUCCGUGUCGACAAAACCACAAUGCACCAUCGUUCAAAGAGAUCGAAAAACCGAUAAAGUGCGCAAUAACUCUGGAUUUAUCAAACCAACUACGAAAGCACAACUUCUUAAAAUCGGAAAUAAUUUACGGAUUUUGCAGACUAGUAUUAAUAGUAAUAACACUAUCAAUGUCAAAUCAUCGCCAGUUGUUGGCAGUUCAGGACAGAUGUUAAUGAUACAAGUUCCAACAACUGCAACUUCUUCAUCAAAACCAGCGCCGGUUCCAGUCGUAUGCAAACUUGUGAGCAGAAAUAAGGAUUUGAAAUCUGUAUCAAAUGUUAAUAGUGAUGUUAUUCCUAUUCAACCUUCAUCCGUCGUUAAAACCAUACCGGUAUCAUCACCAAUGAAAUUACCCAGCUGUUCAAAUGCUUCAUCGGUUCCGACUGAUCCACGUGAUAAACGAAAUCCUGUCACCCCUGUCAAAGAUUUGAAAAUUCCAGCUAUGAUGACAAAUAGGUCCAUGCAACAAAAACAAACCGAAUCUGUCGGUACAAAACAACCAGCUUCACCGACUUUUAAACUUGUUACGUCUAAUAAACAUGGUGUCGAAACAAAGUCGUUAAUUCUUAGCGGUGUGACUGGACAAUUGAAAGACAUUUUGACUCUUAUGGCAAAGCAGCAAAUUAAGAAGAAAGAUGAAAGUACUUCUCCGCAGGAUAUUGCUGAUAAUAAAGAACAACAAGCAGACGCGUUGAAAAAACUAUUAUCUGUGAUAGGAUCUCUUAAGCAGCCAGGAAAUGAUCAAGUUCCUGUUGUGAAAGCGGGAAGUUCGCAUAGCGAAACAGCAAACUGUCGACAAUCUAGUUCAGAAAAAUCUUCUUUUCCUUCACCAUUGACGUUGAUUCAUGAAAUCAAACAAAACUUCAAUAAAAAGAAAGAGGCUGAACUACAUGAAAAGCAAAGGAACGUUGCAGUGAAUGAUAAAAAUCAGUCAAGCAAGACUGUUUCAUCCAUUGCGAAGACUUCUAAACUUAUUCAGAAUGUUGAACCAAUUAUGAGUACAAAAUUAAAACCAGUAGUUCAGACAAUUAUUGAUCAACCAUCAUUUUCUGCAUCAUCUAAAAUGGUUACCAGAAAUGAACAUAAUAACAAAAAUUUGAAUUCGGAAAUGAUACACGGGGCAUCUUCAACAGAAGCUUCAGAUAUCAUUACAUUGGUUAAAGAUUUUCCAAAUAAUGUUUUACUACCUGUCACCUCACACAAAUUGCAGACAUCAUCUGCACAGUCAUUGCAAUCUGAUUCAAAUGCAAUUACUACAAACUCGUCACCCUGUGUAUCUAGUACAACCAGUAUGGCUAUUUCAAGCGAAACACAAUCCAUUUCAAAUGUUCCAAUUACAAGCACUAUUCCUAAUUUGAUUUUAUCCAAUCAGACAGUAGUUUCUUCAUCUAAGUUACAACCAAGCGAUUCUGAUGCCUCAACUGUACUUCUUAAAUCAAACCACAGGACUAAGGACUCUGAAAAUAUCCCAUCUGACCAAAUUGAGCUGAAUUGUAAUGUUGUUAAAGACUGUCCUCAGGAAUAUGUACCUUUCAAACCAGACAUUGCACCUGAUUCUGCCCUUCCUAUUGAUUUUAAUAUAAAUACCUCCGUUGCUGGGAACCCUAAUAAAUCAAGCACAGAAUUCGCCAGCACGCCAGUUCCUAUUUUACACCCUGGAGAGGAAAUGGAAGUUAUUGAUGAAGUGCUACCAAUAUCAUCUGUCACUGUCUCCUCACAACCUUCUGAGAUCAUCACAAAUACAGAUACGGUGCUGUGUGCUAACCAGUCAAAAAGUACAGCAAAAUUUUCAAUGACUCGGAGUAUGGCGGCUGCUGAAAUGUUAGCUUCUGAUGUUAUCGACGAUGGAACUCAAGAGAUUUUGCUCUACAACAAAACAACGGAAAACACAAGCCCGGAAGUUGAUAAUAAUAAUAAUAAUGCAAUGGAAUCGACUCCUCUAAUCGAUGAUCCUGAUCCAGCUGUUAUAACGUUAGAAGAUGCAAUGGCAAGUUUAGAAGAAGAUCAGUUAUUAGGUGGACCAGAUGAAACAGUCGCAACUAAUCUAUCCACUGCUGAUAAGUUAUUCUGCAAACUUCCAUCAUAUUUUUUGACUGGAAAGCUCGUUUCAGAAGGUAGUGGAAUGAGAUCCAGUGAAGGUAGUGAUUCACGAAGCAGAUGGCGUCUAGCAAAUAUGUGGUCUUAUCAACUCAAAAGAGAAAGACAAGAGGAUGGUGCGGAUGGGUUAAAGAAACGAGGAUUGAGGAAUGUCAUGUGUGAUCCACUGAUUAACACAACAGAUAACACUGGAAAUGACAUUGAACUUGAAUUUAACAAAUUACCUCAUUAUUUUAGUUCCGGUAAAACAAGGCCAAAUAGUGUAACACGAAACAGUGGAAGAACCCAGAACCUGAAAAAAUCAAGAAGUAGCAAUAAUUUUGCUGUGAAAUUAACAGCAGUAGGAGAGAGUCAACAUUUAACUCCACAGGGAACUCCAGUCAAUGAAUCAGAAACAUAUUAUUCAAGGCUUCCUACCUAUUACUCUUAUGGACGUCCUCACCCUGCAGUCAAAACUUUCAAUGAUGAUGUUGCGGAUGCAAAAGAUGACACUGUUACUUCUGAAAUUCUAACACAUGAUAAACAAGAACGCGAAAAGCACAGACAUUCAAGAAAAAAGAGAAAAACAAAAAAGAGAAAGAAACACAAAAAACAUAAAAGUAGCAAACAGGAUGAAGAAACAUCACAAAAAGUUUUAUACUCUAAAAUUCCAAGUUACUAUUUAUCUGGUCGAGUAGUAGCAAGUCAAGGUAAUGAUGAUUCUCGCCGCAUGUCACCACCUCAUCGAUCUCCAUCUGUUCGUUAUUCUUCCUCACCAGACUCCCUAUAUUAUUCGUCAAGGAGUAGUCGAUCCAGGUCAAGGUCGAGAUCUAGGUCACGAAGAAGAUAUUCCAGAGGAAGAUCAAAACGAUCAUUCACACCAAGAGAAAGAAGUUAUUCUAGAAGUUCGCGUUCACCUUCUUAUUCAUCGAGUUGUAGUGAAAAAGAAUAUCGUGGAACAUGGGAUAACGAAAGAAGGUCAAGGGAGGCGAGACGGAAUAGAAGAGAAAGAUCAAGAGAAAAAAGAAGAAAAAGUUACGAUUCCUCAGAUGAAGAUUCAGAUGAUUACCGUCGGAGAAGAGAAAGGGAAGCUUGGAAAGAAAGAAGACUUUACCAGGAAGCUAAAGAAAAGAAGCAACAACGUGCAAUGGAAGAACGUCGUGUUGUGUACGUUGGUGGUAUUGACAAAAAAAUGACAAAGCAGCAAUUGCGACGAUUAUUUAUACGUUUCGGCAAUAUUGAUACAGUAGGACUUUAUUUCCGUGAAGAUAGUGACAGUUAUGGAUUUGUGACAUUUCAACACAAGAAUGAUGCAUGUCGAGCUAUAGAGGAAGGAAACAAUGGAUUGGGACCCAAUGAACCUCGUUACACAUUGUGCUUUGGUGGACGAAGACAGUUCUGCAAAACUGCUUAUGAAGAUUUAGAUAGUAAAAUGCAGGAACCAGAACCGAAGGAAGAAGAACUCGAUGAUUUUGAUGCUCUGUUAAGACAAGCUAAACGUAGCUUACAUCGUUGAACAAGAAUUCUUUCAAUAUAUGCCAAAUUUCUGAAUGCACUUUGUGUUCUUAAAAUUCUAUCAUUUUGUUUUUUUCGGGUUUAAUUUCGAUUUUAAUUUUUUUGUUUUUUUGUUUGCAAUUUCUAUCUAUCAUUGGCCACUGUGGAUGUUUGACAUCUGGCCAAAAAAUUAGUUUUUUUUUCAGAUUCGAUUUAUUUUCUCCCUUUUAUGGUUGUUUUACUGCAAUCAGGUAAUUUUUCCAUGAAUUGAACUGUCAUCUAUGCUUGGGUGGUUCAAGUGAUAUAUCCAUGUGUAUCACCAAUAAAACAUACAACGUCACAAAACUCCAACAAUAGUUUAGGACAGAAAUUUGAUUUUCAUAUACGCUACAAGCUUUUAUGAAUACUAAUCAAUAUGAACAAUUUGUAAAAGUUUGGCUAAUAAAUCAGUGAUGUGUGCAUUGAUGUCUUUCGACUAACCAACUCUACUAGUUUAAGGCACUGGCGAUAGUUAUCUAAUUUCAGGCACUCAAACUAACUGUUACUAACUAUUACACUGUUUAAUUUUGGAAAUUGCUUAAAAACUACUUAAACUUUUUUGGUGCGACCAUUGGGGUGCUAUGCUUAAGGCCCACGCCUCUGAAAAACAUCAUGGUUGAAAUUGGUUCUCCUAUUGUUUUCCAACGCUGCUCAUUGAAUUGAAUGUGAAAUGAGUUUUCAAUCAUUAGCUGUUGAUGUAUGUCCAUUCUGUAUGGUUGAAUAACAGAUUUCCCCUUAAUCCACUCGAGGAAGUGAGUGAAGUGCAUCGGCACUUUUUUGACUAUUCUAUUUUUGGUGUCGGUUUUUUCAGCUUUUCAUAUUUGUUCCAGCAACAAUUUUUGCGACUAUU
Styela clava is the source of this 6320-nucleotide messenger RNA. The record is from RefSeq and is a predicted model, not a curated record. Lineage: Eukaryota; Metazoa; Chordata; Ascidiacea; Stolidobranchia; Styelidae.